UCCGGACAAACCCUGUAUUGCGAUGGAAACUGGAGAGAGAAUAUUGGAAUUCUCUCCGUUGACAAAACAAGUAACACCGAUGAUGACAUCGUUGAUGCCGAUAUCAACGAUGUCGGCAGAAACUGUGUCAACAGUGGCAUCGGUGACAUCGGCAUCAACGAUGUCAUCAACUAUGAUGUCGGCGGAGGCAUCGACAUCGACACCGGCAUUGGCACCGGCAUCGGCAUUGACACCGGCGCUAGCACUGGCACCAGUAUCAGCACCAGCACUGACAUCGGCACCGGCGUCGACAUUAAUGGAAAUACCGGCACCAGAGAAGGCACCGGUACCAGCGUCAACGGAGGCGUCAACGCUAAUAGCAUUAAGUAGAGAAGAUUUAAAAGGUCUUAUUGAUGCAGCUGUACAAUCUGCCAUGAGAGGAGGACGAGGAGGAAAAGGACGCGGGAUACGAGGAAGCAGAGGAAGAAGAAGGGGAAGAGGAAGAGGACGAGGACAUGGAUAUCAAAGAACAGGGAUUAAUAUUAAUAAUUAUUAUACUGCUCCUAAAACAUAAAACUAUAUAUA
This is a messenger RNA of Nylanderia fulva, 564 nucleotides long. RefSeq lists its product as uncharacterized. The record is from RefSeq and is a predicted model, not a curated record. Lineage: Eukaryota; Metazoa; Arthropoda; Insecta; Hymenoptera; Formicidae.